GUUCUCCUCGAUCUACUACUACAAAUCAUCCCCAACCCCAAGAGAUCAAACCCUCAGCCAAGAUCGCUGCCAUGGAGACGUUGGAGCCGAUCCAGAAAACCCUGGGCGAGAUCGACAAACGGAUCCCCGACGCCCUCCGCGCCGCGUUCGGCCUCGAGAAGCGAGCCUCGCGCUCCUCCGAGGACGCCAUCGCCAGCUUCUUCGCGCUGUAUCUAGAGCCGCCGCAUCAUCGGGAGCGCCGCGAGCUCGACGGCGAGGAGCCGCGGGCUCUGAGGAUGAACUGGGCCUCAUGCUACGCGCCGCGCCACAACGAGGACGCGCACUUCGGGCACGACGAGGCCGGCGUCGUCGGCGUGGCGGACGGCGUCGGCGGGUACCGCAAGAAAGGCGUGGACGCCGGCGCGUUCUCGCGCGGGCUCAUGACGAGCGCCUUCCUGCAGGUGCUGGCGACCGAGCCCGGCACGCCCGUCUGCCCGUACACGCUGCUGGAGCGGGCGUACGAGGAGACGGUGGCCUCGGCCGCGGACGGGGGGUCCACGGCGGUCAUCCUCUCGCUCGCCGGCACGGCUCUCAAGUGGGCGUUCAUCGGCGACAGCGCGUUCGCCGUGUUCCGAGACGGCAGGCUCGUGCACCGUUCGCAGCGGCAGCAGAGGCGUUUCAACUGCCCGUUCCAGCUCAAUGCAACCGGAAAAGGGGAGCGCGUGAACAAAGCCGACGUCGGGCAGAUGGCGGUGAGACACGGGGACGUCGUGGUGCUCGGGACCGACGGGCUGUUCGACAACAUGUUCGACGCGGAGCUGGAGGUGGUCGUGCGGAUGGGCAUGGCGCUGGGCUUCUCGCCCAAGAACAUGGCGGACGUGGUCGCGGGCAUCGCUUACGAGAUGUCGACGAGCAAAACCAGAGACUCGCCGUACAGCGCCGACAGCCGGAGGCUACAAGGAGACCACCGCCGCGGUGGGAAGCCAGACGAUAUUACUGUCGUCGUCGCCUUCAUUGUCUCUCUGUACUCUUGAUCCGCAUUUGUUUUUCUGCUUCUUCUUCGGUGCGUUGUGAGUCUUGGGCUUUGGGCACAAGAACUGUCAUCCAUGGACAAGUAAAGGAGUUUCCAACUAGAAA
Molecule: messenger RNA, 1116 nt
Organism: Aegilops tauschii subsp. strangulata
Lineage: Eukaryota; Viridiplantae; Streptophyta; Magnoliopsida; Poales; Poaceae
Product: putative protein phosphatase 2C 23
Biological process (GO): protein dephosphorylation
Molecular function (GO): protein serine/threonine phosphatase activity
Source: RefSeq, a predicted model, not a curated record